GAUCUGAAUUUGUCCGGGAAACGUUGAUGUUAUACCGCAAAUGCCAGUAAAAAAGUUUUCUUUCACUGAACUUUUCACACACUCACUAUAUAUAUGAAAAAAAAAGAACUGAGAAAACUAUGAAAACUGGAAAAUAUGUAUCUAUAAUUUGUAAAGUUUUAUAUUUAUUAUAACUUGGUGCGUACGUGGUGUUUUGGUAUAUUGUAACAACACCUUUUCAUCGAACCUUUUCAAAUAAAAUACGUUGUUUGUUUAAAAAAAAAUAAAAUAAAAAAUAAAUAAAAAGAAACAUAAGAAAACCGAAGGAAAAGAGUGCUAUUUCCGAAGUGUUUAUUUAAAUAUUUAAUUGCCGCAUCCUAAAGUGAAUUUAUACCAAACCAUUUUGCCAAAUCGAUGCCAAUAAAAUGAGCAAAGCCGAUAAUUUCAAAAUUUAAAUUUUCGUUUAAAUAAACGUCAAUUUGGCACAGUCAGUGGAAAGAAAGCGAAAUUGGUUGUUGGUUUAUGUUUGAUACGUUAGCGGUGUUUUUACUGUUCAUAUACAAUUAUUCCAGUUAAAUUAAUUGAUCGAAUUGAAGGUGGAAUUCGUGUCGUCAUUCAGAGUACGGUAUACAUUAUAUAGAAUAUAAUAAUUGUUGGUCUCUUGGGGCCCGUGUACCCUCUGUGUUUUGACUUUUGGUAUGGUGCUUUUUUUUAUCGUAUAUUUGUGUAACGACAGCGGGUACUAUUAUAAUAAACACACACAACAUUGACAAGUAUAAACAGUUAUCCAAACAUUUGCAAAUUUUGUGUACCGCUACAAUUAUGUACACUUGAACGUUGUGCCCGAUAUAAUAACACACACACAAAAAAACCAUUUACCGAAAAAAAAGGGACCGAUUCCUAAUUGAAUUUGAAAUUUUCCAUAAAUUUGUUUAAUUACAAAAUAUUAAUUUGGUUCUAAUCGUCUGGUUGAUUGCCAAUAACGCAAGGCUGAAAAUCCGGCAAAACAAAAGUGCGGAUAGAAGUACGAACCGAGCGAAAGAAAUGUUAUUCAUUCAUCUGGAGCCCAUUAUUCAAUUAAUAAAGCAUGUACGACAUGGUUUUUCAACUGUGAAAAUGCCAAGGAAAAGUUGAACUGAACUAUAUAAUUGAUGUCGAAACACUAAACAAAUUAUAUGGGCCACUGUAAGUGGCACCUUAUUAUUGGGGGUUAUAUAUAUGUAAUAAUAAUCGUUUAUAGUUGAUGUUUUCGUUUUGUGUUUUCCUAAACAACCAAAUAUAAUAUAAUAGAAAAUUGCUUUUUUCCACAUUGAACAUUGAACAUAAACAUAGGACCAUAAUAUUUCGAUAUAAAUAUGAACACGAAAUAUUAAUAAUAAUAAUAAAGAAGGAAAUUAGAGAACGUCAAACAAAAAGCGAAAAACAAAAUAAAAUUUUGUGAAUUUAAAUCAAUUACAAAUAAAAAAAUAAAUUUAACAAAAAUUUUAAAUGUGUAAAAAAAUAAAUUAAAUUUAAAAAUUAAAUUAAAAAUGAAUAAAUAUUGAUGUUUUUAAAUGACUAUUUUUUCCGUUCUUUGUUAUCAUUUUAUCAAAGAAAUUCCGAUUGAUACAAGUCAUGCAUCGGCGAUGAGUCGGAUAAAACGGGUAAUAAUAAUACAACAACAACAAAAAAGAAUCUAAAUGUAAAAAUAUUUAAUAUUUUUAUUCCUUUUACACACACAUACGCAUACAUACGGAAUGUACGUAUAUUGAAAGUAUAAAUAUAUAUGUAAAGAAUAACCGAGUUAUACAUCAUCUCUAUAUAAAGGGUACAUGGGCAUGGUGUACAUUUCUAUGAAAAGCAAAAAAAAAAAUAUAAAAAAAGUACGAAAAACAAAUAAAAAGUGUUGGCAUAUAAAAUAUAUAUCGGAAUAUUUCAAAUUUAAAUAAAAAGGAUUAAAAAUUUGCAUAUGUGUUGAUUUAAAAAAAAAAGAAAAAGAAAGAAAAUUUCUAGAUUUCCAUACACAUUUUUUUUGGUGCGGUUUGAAUAUAAAAUCAGGAAAAUCAUCUUUUUCACAUGAUAUGUGUGUAAAAAUAAAUAAAGUUUCUUUUCCGUAAUAAACGUUAUGUAUCAUAAAUCGGCUGUUGGUAUUGAUACAAAGAACACAGACCGACAAACAAACAGAACAACAAAAAAAAUUAUUUAUUUUUUGUGUGCCAGCUUAAAGGGUUCAAAUGUAAUGCUAAUUUAAAAUGAACAGAAAAAGUCUUGUUGCAUGAAACAACACAAGAACAACAAAAAAGGAGAAUAGUAGCAACAACAACAACAAAAAACGUUCACACAGAUAAAUGAUACAAAACAUUGAACCAGAAAUAUUCAGACGAACUUAGAACAAGGAGAAAUAAAAGAGGAACGAAUCGCUUUUCAUCUCUGCUGGAUUCGGGAAAAACGAGGAAAUUUCCACCGAAAACCCAAAGAAAACGAUUAAUAUGAACUGGCCAAUUUACAAGUGUUUUUUAAUAGACUCAAUGUAAAUUCAAUCACUUUUAAUAAGUAAAACUCUCAGUAUCGGGGACCAAUACCAGAAAAAAAAAAUUAUUUCCAUGCAAACAUGCAAACAUAAUUUAGUUCCAUCAUCAACAAAAUUAAUGAAAUUAAUUAUGCAAAAUCAAUAACCAUUAAAUUAAGCACAAUUCAAUUACGUUUUAUCAUAAUAAAUAUAAAUGAGUUUUCUAAUUGAACGAAAUUUACUUAACUUAGUAUAAACAAAAAUUUUUGUUUUUUUGUACAUCGGUGUGUGUUUGUGUUGGUGUGGAUAUAUCUAUAUAUACCUAUUAUAUAUACAGAGACAGUGUAGACGCACAUUAUCUAGCUAAAAUACAUACCGUAUUUAACGAAUUUUUGCCCCUAAUUUAAUUACACAUUCUUUUCGGAAAACCAAAAAUUUUGUUCAUUCAAACGACAACCUAUUGAUUUAUACAUAUUACCACAGACGAAGAAAGUAUAAUAAUAUAUUGUAAAACGUGUACAAUACAGAAAAAGAAAAUUACAAUUCUCUUUGCCGCUUCCGAGACACAUCUAUACAUACCACGGAAAUAGUACAUGCUACAAAAUGGAAAUGGAUUUAUUUGCACAGACGGAAAAUAUUACCACUGACGAUUUUCUUACACUUGUUGGUAACCAGACCAAACAUCUUACCAGCAACGAUACAACCAAUGAAACUGUUGUACAUGGCACAUAUCCCAGUGGAUAUUCAAUUACACAAAUUAUAUUCGCAUCGAUUAUAGUAACCGUCUUGAUGGUUGUUAUUGUGGUAGGAAAUAUGUUGGUGAUAAUUGCAAUCGCUACUGAAAAAUCGUUGAAAAACAUACAAAAUUGGUUUAUCGCAUCGUUAGCAGUGGCUGACUUUUUUCUGGGCUUAGUGAUAAUGCCAUUUUCAUUGGCUAACGAACUAAUGGGUUAUUGGAUAUUCGGUACAUGGUGGUGUGACGUACAUUCGGCCAUGGAUGUUCUGUUAUGCACCGCUUCGAUAAUGAAUUUGUGUUUGAUAUCGCUGGAUAGAUACUGGAGCAUUACGAAAGCUGUUGAAUAUUUAAAAUCGCGUACCCCAUGCCGGGCUGCAGUAAUGAUCACGGCCGUGUGGAUUAUGUCUGGCUUAAUAUGCAUUCCACCGUUACUGGGAUGGAAAGUCGAUCGACCAGAUGGCGCAUUACCGCAGUGUAUGCUGAGCGAAGACAUCGGCUAUGUAUUAUAUUCAGCCUUAGGAUCGUUUUAUAUCCCCAGUUGUAUCAUGGUUUUCGUUUACAUUAGAAUAUAUUUUGCUGCCAAGGCAAGAGCCAGAAGAGGUAUUAAAAAGAAACCACAGAAACAACACGAACAGGUCACUAGUUUCACAACAAAAUCGAAUCCAAUGCCAAAUACACAAAAUACAUCACAACAACACCAACAGCAACAGAUCGCCACCAUUGAAACACAAAAUCAGUCGUCGGCUGGAGCAAUGCCAAUUCCAAUUGUAACGUGUGAUUUUGCAUCUGAUGUUUCAACAAGUGAAGCGGCUGAUGCAGAUAAUCAAAAUUUAGACAAAGAUACGCUUAAGGUUUCCACUAUAUCAGCAAAUACACAAUCACCAACGACUUCCAAUAGUUCUACGAAUGGAAAAUCAUCGCCCAUAAACGAGCUUAAAAUAUCGCCAACAGCAUCAAGAUGUCGCGCCUUAUCCGUUGGAAUUGAUAGUGAUAUGGUUAGUGAAUUCGAUCCAUCCAGUUCGGAUUCAGGUGUUAUAAGUAGGUGCGCCGUAGUUAAACCUUUGAAAUUUCGACUCUGUCAGCCGAUUUUCGGUAAGAAAAGUCAUCACAAAAGUAACGAAGUUAAAAUACAAAAACAUCUAGAGCCAGCCGAACUCGAACCGGCUAUACCGAAGAUACAGAAGCAACGCGAUCCCGAAAAAGAGAAACGACGAAUCGCACGCAAAAAGGAGAAGCGUGCCACUCUGAUCCUAGGCCUGAUUAUGGGAAGUUUUAUCGCCUGCUGGCUUCCAUUUUUCUUUUUAUACAUUUUAAAGCCGGCAUGUGAAGCAUGCCAAAUACCAAAUUCAGCAUUUAGCGUAGCAUUCUGGCUCGGCUAUAUGAAUUCGGCACUGAAUCCUGCCAUCUACACUAUUUUCAACAAAGACUUCCGACGCGCAUUUCGGCGUAUUCUGUUCAAGUGAUGUUUGGCAUAUGUGUGCUGCUAUCGCUGUGUAGCUAGAAGUAUCGAAAAAGCUACCGAACGAGCGAUGGGCGGCACACCAAUGGGCGGUUAUGGCUAUCUUCGAAGAUAAGUCGAUAAUUAUUAAAUGGUUUUUUUUGAGCCCAUUUUUAUUCUAACAGAAACAACCAAAAUAAAAUUAAAUUAAAUUUGAACAUUGAAAUGUAUACACACGAACGACGCAUAAAAAACAAACAAAUGGAAAAAAAAUAGAAAAUUUUUAUUUAAAAUAAGUAGCUAAAUGUAAACUUUAAAACAACACAGAAAAUGGAAGAAUUGAAAUAAAAGUAAAAAAAAAAAUCAAUUUUAAAAUUAUAUUAUACAAAACGUAAGAAAAUAAAAAAUAAAAUUUAAUAAAAAAUAAAGAAAAAAUAAAAAUAAAAACACCAAUUACUCUUUUAUAAAAUAAAUGUGUCAUUAACUUAAAAAAAAAACAAAGAAAAAAAAAUGAAUGAGCAAUAACACCUAAGUACUUUUGUCAAAAAAACAAAAAACCAACCUAGGUAGUCGAGUAACACUAAAAAUAAAUUACGGCAGAAAAGGUAUUUUCCUUCAGUGUAAAAUUGUCUUCUAAAUAUAUAUUAUAUUAAAACAAAAAGCAAAACAAAAA
Bradysia coprophila is the source of this 5314-nucleotide messenger RNA. It is a transcript of the gene Octalpha2R, whose product is annotated as alpha2-adrenergic-like octopamine receptor. Gene Ontology annotation, cellular component: plasma membrane. Lineage: Eukaryota; Metazoa; Arthropoda; Insecta; Diptera; Sciaridae. The record is from RefSeq and is a predicted model, not a curated record. Gene Ontology annotation, biological process: G protein-coupled receptor signaling pathway. Gene Ontology annotation, molecular function: G protein-coupled receptor activity.